AGCACCACUGUCUGGGUCUGUGUGGAAGUUGUGGGGGGGGGAGGAUCUGCCCACAGGUCACGCCUACCUGCCCCUGCUGGCACCCUGAACUCUUUGUCCCAGGCCCAGCCCUGCCAUUUUAUUUUUCCUCUUCUUCUGUGAGGCACAGGGAAUAUAUGAGUCAUGUGACAGAAGCAGAAUGGGUUGUCUGAGUUUUAGGAUAGUUUACUUAAAAAAGUCUGGGAAGUAAAAGCUCAAACCGUUGACUGUGGAGAGGACCUGGCCAAGCAGGGAGUGUGGGAGAGUUAGAGGGAUUGGGAAUGAAAUAAGGAAACCCAGUUUGGAAAUACUUAUUACGACAUAAGCUUUUCAAUCCCGUGUGCCGCUGAAUUUAGGUAAGUUAGGAAGGGCUGCAGUACAUCACAGAAAUUAGAAAAAGAACACAGAUUUUAAGAUCAGGUAUGGAUUUCACUCUAGUGAUAUUGAGUCAAUUAUUUAACCUCUCUGAACCUCAAUUUUCCCACAAUGUAAGACAAAGAAAAUAUACUCAGCUUAUGAGAAUUAAAUGAGAGACCAUAACGUCAACCAACACAGGGCUUCGCAUAUUGGUCACCCCUUCAGUAAAUCAUCACGGCUGUGUUAUCAGGGCUCUUAACAAGGAAAGUGGCAAGUGGGAAGCAGAAUUUCCGGUGGGGAUCCCUGGGCCAGGCAGCCUUACGACGUGAACUUGGACAAGUCAUUUUCCGCUUCACUGUGAGAUAGUGCGGGGAUGCACCACAAGGACAUGGCAGGAUGGCUGACAAGAGAUUGGGAAGUGACCUAGGAGGAGAGCUGGCUGGAUGACUGCUGUGAGAGGCGUCAUCUCCAUGCUUGCUCUGUGAUGUUUCAGUCCCAGGGAGACAAGCGCCAUGUCUCUGAGCAGUACCUUUCAGGCUGUGGGCAACGACCCUGGGAUCAUCACCUGGAGAAUAGAGAAAAUGGAGCUGGCGCUGGUGCCCCUGAAUGCCCACGGCACCUUCUAUGAGGGGGACUGCUACAUCAUCCUCUCGACCCGAAGAUUGGGCAGCGUCCUCUCCCAGGACAUCCACUUCUGGAUUGGGAAGCACUCCUCGCAGGAUGAGAAGAGCUGCGUAGCCAUCUACACCACGCAGCUGGAUGACUACCUGGGGGGCAUCCCCGUGCAGCACCGGGAGGUCCAGUGCCACGAGUCUGACACCUUCCGCGGCUACUUCAAGCAGGGCAUCAUCUACAAGAAAGGGGGUGUGGCCUCCGGGAUGAAGCACGUGGAGACCAAUACCUACGACGUGAAGCGGCUGCUGCACGUGAAGGGGAAGAGAAACAUCAGUGCCACCGAGGUGGAAAUGAGCUGGGACAGUUUUAACCGAGGUGAUGUCUUCCUGCUGGACCUUGGGAAGGUCAUCAUCCAGUGGAACGGCCCAGAGAGUGGCAGCAGGGAGCGUCUGAAGGCCAUGCUCCUGGCAAAGGAUAUUCGGGACAGGGAGCGAGGGGGCCGUGCUGAAAUAGGAGUGAUCGAGGGAGACAAGGAGGCGGCCAGUCCAGAGCUGAUGAAGAUCCUUCAGGACACCCUCGGCUGGCACUCCAUCAUCAAGCCUGCGGUCCCCGAUGAGAUCACAGAUCAGCAGCAGAAAUCAAACAUCACGCUGUAUCAUGUCUCAGACUCAGCUGGGCAGCUGGCGGUCACAGAGGUAGCAACGAGGCCUCUGGUCCAGGGCGUACUGAACCACGAUGACUGCUACAUCCUGGACCAAAGUGGAACCAAGAUCUAUGUGUGGAAAGGAAGAGGAGCCACAAAGGUUGAGAAACAGAUGGCCAUGUCUAAAGCUCUGAACUUCAUCAAGAUGAAGGGCUACCCCAGCAGUACCAACGUGGAGACCGUCACUGACGGUGCCGAGCCAGCCACGUUCAAGCAGCUGUUCCAGAAGUGGUCAGUGAAGGAACAGACCGUGGGUCUGGGGAAAACGUUCAGCAUUGGUAAAAUCGGUAAGAUUGCCCCCAGAUCGUGUUCUCACUGCCGGGACUCUUUAGAAAGGCAGGCACGGGUGCUUUUUGCUCACUUGGCUUCUCCCAACCCCUUCCGUGCAGCUAACGUUUUCCAGGAUAAAUUUGAUGUGACUCUGCUGCACACCAAACCAGAGGUGGCAGCCCGGGAAAGAAUGGUCGACGACGGCAACGGCAACGUUGAGGUCUGGAGAAUCGAAAACCUGGAGCUGGUCCCCGUGCAGCAUCAGUGGUAUGGCUUCUUUUAUGGGGGAGACUGCUAUCUGGUUCUCUAUACGUACGAGAUGCACGGGAAGCCGCACUACAUCUUGUACAUCUGGCAGGGCCGCCACGCCUCACGGGAUGAGCUGGCAGCCUCGGCAUACCAGGCGGUGGAGGUGGACCGGCAGUUUGAUGGGGCCCCUGUGCAGGUUCGGGUUACCAUGGGGAAGGAGCCACGCCACUUCAUGGCCAUCUUCAAAGGAAAGCUGGUUAUCUUUGAGGGUGGGACUUCCAGGAAGGGAAAUGCCGAGCCCAAUCCUCCGGUAAGGCUUUUCCAGAUUCAAGGAAAUGACAAAUCUAACACCAAAGCGGUGGAGGUUCCAGCCUUCACCUCCUCCCUAAACUCCAAUGAUGUCUUUCUGCUGCGGACCCAGGCAGAGCACUACCUGUGGUGUGGCAAGGGGUCUAGUGGGGAUGAGCGGGCAAUAGCUAAGGAGCUGGCCGGGCUUCUCUGUGAUGGCAGCGAGAACACCGUGGCUGAGGGCCAGGAGCCAGCUGAGUUCUGGGACCUGCUGGGAGGAAAAACUCCCUAUGCCAAUGACAAAAGACUACAGCAGGAAAUCCUAGAUGUCCAGUCCCGUCUCUUUGAAUGUUCCAAUAAGACUGGCCGGCUCAUUGUCACUGAGAUCACAGACUUCACCCAGGAUGACCUGAACCCAGAUGACGUGAUGCUCCUGGAUACCUGGGACCAGGUGUUCUUGUGGAUUGGGGCUGAGGCCAACGCCACAGAGAAGGAGAGCGCUCUUGCUACCGCCCAGGAGUACCUGCACACUCACCCCAGCGGCCGAGACACCGGCACACCAAUCCUGAUCAUUAAACAGGGGUUCGAGCCUCCCAUAUUCACAGGCUGGUUCUUGGCCUGGGACCCUCACAUUUGGAGAGCAGGGAAAUCAUAUGAACAGUUAAAAGAAGAGCUGGGAGAUGCUGCUGCUAUCACGAGAAUCACUGCUGUGAGUUUCUUGGAGGAGCUAGUCACAGGCAACCAGAGCCAGAGAGAAACAGCAAAUGCCACAGAUGCAACAUGGCCAAAACCCUAUCAUGUCCUUCUUAGUAUCACUCUGGUGGUCUAUUUUGAUUUGAAGAUUGUUUUAAUCGGUAGAAAUGCAGGUCUCAGAGCCAAGGUCCUUAUUUUACUGCCUUCCAGAAUUUAGAACAGACUUGCUGUUUAAAAACACAACGAAAACAAAACCAAAUUUUAUUAUUCAACUCUCUCUGUCAUUCAGGACAAGAUUAAAUUUAUUGUUAGUAUUUUUCAGAAAUAAUAAGCUUCUAACCCAAAUGAUGUUUAUCAGUUUCUGACAGGGGCAUCCACAGAAACUUAGGCCAUUACCCCUAUUUUAAUGGUCAAAAGAAGUGGAGCUUCUGGCCAGGAAUCCAACAGCUCUUUAACGUCAGGACAAGUACAUGGCACCACUGUCCGAACCAUCUGGCAGUUUUGUCCUUUGUGCUGUACAAACUCAAGAUUUCAAAGCUAAUGGCAAUGUAGCAUCUUUAAAAAAUAUUUAAAAGAAGUAUGACUUCAACCUGAAGUCAUUUGAAGUCUGGAAAUGUAGAGCCCAAGUAAAAGUACCAAUAGAAGGAAUGUGAUCACGGUAUUUAAAUGAUGUUUAAGCAAAACAUCUACGCCAAACUAGCUAUACAGGAUUUACCUUAGACUUACUGAAUCACCUUCCCAAGAAGGACCCUAAAAUCUGAAUAUUUUAGAUUCCCAGAUGAUUCUGACAUGCAGCCAGUUUGGGGGACCAUUGUUCUAAA
Kogia breviceps (pygmy sperm whale) is the source of this 4014-nucleotide messenger RNA. It is a transcript of the gene AVIL, whose product is annotated as advillin. Lineage: Eukaryota; Metazoa; Chordata; Mammalia; Artiodactyla; Physeteridae. The record is from RefSeq and is a predicted model, not a curated record. Gene Ontology annotation, cellular component: actin cytoskeleton; cytoplasm. Gene Ontology annotation, biological process: actin polymerization or depolymerization; barbed-end actin filament capping; actin filament severing. Gene Ontology annotation, molecular function: phosphatidylinositol-4,5-bisphosphate binding; actin filament binding.